Molecule: messenger RNA, 3224 nt
Organism: Arvicola amphibius (Eurasian water vole)
Lineage: Eukaryota; Metazoa; Chordata; Mammalia; Rodentia; Cricetidae
Gene: Drd3
Product: dopamine receptor D3
Exons: 7
Coding region: 1-1344 (447 amino acids)
Biological process (GO): adenylate cyclase-inhibiting dopamine receptor signaling pathway; adenylate cyclase-activating adrenergic receptor signaling pathway
Cellular component (GO): plasma membrane
Molecular function (GO): dopamine neurotransmitter receptor activity, coupled via Gi/Go; G protein-coupled receptor activity
Source: RefSeq, a predicted model, not a curated record
AUGGCACCUCUGAGCCAGAUAAGCACCCACAUCAACUCCACCUGUGGGGCAGAGAACUCCACAGGGGUCACCCGGGCCCGCCCGCAUGCCUACUACGCCCUGUCCUACUGUGCGCUCAUCCUAGCCAUUAUCUUCGGCAACGCCCUGGUGUGCGCAGCUGUGCUGAGGGAGCGCGCCCUACAGACCACCACCAACUACCUGGUGGUGAGCCUGGCUGUUGCAGACCUGCUGGUGGCCACGCUGGUGAUGCCGUGGGUCGUGUACCUGGAGGUGACAGGUGGAGUCUGGAACUUCAGCCGCAUUUGCUGUGAUGUUUUUGUCACCCUGGAUGUCAUGAUGUGUACAGCCAGCAUCCUGAACCUCUGUGCCAUCAGCAUAGACAGGUACACAGCAGUGGUCAUGCCUGUUCACUAUCAGCAUGGAACCGGGCAGAGCUCCUGUCGGCGUGUGGCACUCAUGAUUACAGCUGUGUGGGUGCUGGCCUUCGCUGUGUCCUGCCCUCUUCUCUUUGGCUUCAACACAACAGGGGACCCCAGCAUCUGCUCCAUCUCCAACCCUGAUUUUGUCAUCUACUCUUCAGUGGUGUCCUUCUACGUUCCCUUUGGGGUGACCAUCCUGGUCUACGCCAGGAUCUACAUGGUGCUGAGACAGAGGAGACGGAAACGGAUCCUCACUCGACAGAACAGUCAGUGCAUCAGCAUCAGGCCUGGAUUCCCGCAGCAGUCUUCCUGUCUGCGGCUCCAACCCAUUCGGCAGUUUUCAGUAAGGGCCAGGUUUCUGUCAGAUGCCACGGGACAAAUGGAGCACACAGAAGACAAACAAUAUCCCCAGAAAUGCCAGGACCCUCUCUUGUCACACCUGCAGCCCCUCUCUCCCGGCCAGACACACGGAGAGCUGAAGCGCUACUACAGCAUCUGCCAAGACACUGCCUUGAGGCACCCGGGCUUUCCAGAAGUAGGAGGAGGGAUGAGCCGGGUGGAGAGGACUCGGAACUCCUUGAGCCCCACCAUGGCACCCAAGCUCAGCUUAGAGGUUCGAAAACUCAGCAAUGGCAGGUUAUCCACAUCCCUGAAGCUGGGGCCCCUGCAGCCUAGGGGAGUGCCACUACGAGAGAAGAAGGCCACCCAGAUGGUGGCCAUUGUGCUUGGAGCCUUCAUUGUCUGCUGGCUGCCCUUCUUCCUGACUCAUGUUCUCAUUACUCACUGCCAGGCAUGCCAUGUGUCCCCGGCGCUUUACAGAGCCACAACAUGGCUAGGCUACAUGAACAGUGCCCUUAACCCUGUCAUCUAUACCACCUUCAACGUGGAGUUCCGCAAAGCCUUCCUCAAAAUCCUGUCCUGCUGAGGGAGGAGAAGAGGCCGCACUCCCUUUACCCAUGUCAAGAUGCCAGGCAGGUUGGAUCCCUGCCCACCAGGGUCUGCCUGAAAUGACUACACUGUGUUCUGGCGUGUGUGGUAUGAAGAUUCGGGAAGGAGGACAGCCCUGGUUAGGAAUGACCAACUGUUUUAUUCCGCAAUAGAAUGGUCUACCUCCCCGGCUUACAUCUGACUUCAUUCUGCCAGGCUUCAGAUUGCUAAGUGCUGGGCAAUAGCUCAGAGAGAUGCUGGUAAGAAGUGUAAGGGACACACACAGAGAGUUGUCACUGGAGACAUGAUGCAUCGGAGUGAAAGAAAAAUGAACAGGUCUCGGCAGGCUCACCCUGCCAGGGGUCCUUGAAAUCACAGCCAGGAAGCCAGCCGUCUCGUAGACAGUCGGUUUUUCUUCUUUCAGACCCGUAAUUAACUGUCAGCACAGUUAACCUUGUGCAUCCGUGGGACCCAUUUGCUGUUUUCCUUCACUCUAUCCUGAAACACAAAAGGCAAGGCCGAUGUUUAAACCUUUCUGUUAGGAUGGAAUUGGCUGCAUUUGGUGAGGGUCUGCUUACCCCAGAGCAGACACCGUCCCACAUUGGGACUUGGGUUUGUUUCCACCCUUACUGCCCUUACCUGUUAGCUCUGGCUUGGGGAGGGGGUCCUAUGCUUUAUUCCCUGACUAUCUCAAGACAAUUGUAGGGUCUUGAUUUCCGGAAUCGUUCAAGACAAGACGGUUGAAGAAGGUAAGUCAGUUUCCUCUGCAGUAUCAUGGCUGAGCUUGGUGGUUUAGAAAGUGCCUUCUCUAUGCUAUCCAUCACUAGGUUUUCUUAGCCAGGAACUUCCAUCUGCUCAACAGAGGCCCAAAACCUUCAGGCCUUGAUAGCCACCAAGUGUAUGGAAAGUGCUAGUCGCCUCCCAGAUUCUGAAUAGAUGACCCUGACUGAGGCAGUCUCUUCUCAAAGACUUUACUCUCCCCUGGCCCUGACGUUUGCCCGUGUGUGGUAGUGACUUGCCUAGACUUGCGAAGGGCCUCGGAACUGAGGGUGCUAGGGGACAGCCACCCCAAGUCAUCACAUGCUGAUCUAUAAAACCCAAGUCAGAUCCUAGCCACUACCCUUACAACUGUGUUCAGAGUAUAACAGAAACCGGGUGUGUCGACUCAAGGAACAAAAGCACCAGAAAUAAUAGGUAAAUGGCAUUCAAAAUUGUAUUUAGAUGGAGCUAUAAUAUGUACAUCAUUUACCUUCGCACCUACAGAACUUAUUUUUUUAUUGAUUUCAGAAUCAAGGUCAAAUUAAUAGAUAAUUUAUGAAAUGUUGUCAGCCUGAACUUCAAUAAAUUUACCUUUCAGAGCAUUAGUAUAUAGCAUGAUAGAUAGUGGCUGGCUGGCAUGCUGUUAAAACUUUAAAGAGCCCAAGAACUUCACAAAGGAUUCAAGGCCUCACCCACCCCAGCUUUAUUUGUCUGACCCUAAUGAUUAGUUGCCUGAUAGUCGUGCAUGCUUUGGUGCCAGCACUUCAAAGUCUUAUUAGCUAUAAUAUUUGCUAUUGUAACACAGUAUGAAAACCCAAAUCCUCUCUGUCCACGACCUCUUAUAUUGAGUGCCAUAAAGUAUGAUUGGUUUUUGUUACAGGCAAAGCUGAUUCCUGGACACUUAAAUCUGCAAAAAUAAAGGUUUAUGAUUUCUAAAUUUUCCCAUUCAAAAUAAGUAAAAACAGAUGAGCCUGUGAGGUAAAAUAUUAUAAAGUUCAAUGUAAAAAUAAUAAGAAUCUAGAAGCCGAAAUAUAAGCAUUGGUAUCAAUACCUUUGUGAGGAAGAACGACAGCAGUUAAUUUUUUAUUCCAUUUCAUUUUAUUUUAUGCAUAUAAGAGU